Messenger RNA from Culex pipiens pallens (northern house mosquito), 6751 nucleotides. RefSeq lists its product as uncharacterized. Bases 513 to 1550 code for a protein of 345 amino acids. The transcript has a single exon. The record is from RefSeq and is a predicted model, not a curated record. NCBI's taxonomy places the organism in Eukaryota, Metazoa, Arthropoda, Insecta, Diptera, Culicidae.
CGACUCCGUGGCCUAAGAACGGCGGAAAAAGUGGCGGCAAGAGACCGCAAAAAGUGAAGAUGUCUGCGUGAAUCUGUGCCUGUGUGCAGUGAGCGAAGCGACGCCAUUUUGUGUUCCCAUGCGUGGAAAAUUCCAGUUCGCAGUACCGCUGCGGAUUUGGCGGUUGCUCUAGCUGCACACGAAGGAAAAAGUGGAACGUGGCCUGCUGCAAGCGUAAGCGGGGAAGGUUCCAGAUCCAGCUGCGUCGAGGCCACAGCACCGACGGACAGAGCCUGCUGCAAGCGUCAGCAGGAAGGUUCCGGAAGGUUGGCUGCGACGAGGCACCCCGACCAGAAAAAAGUGUUCUUGAGGCAAGCGCAUCCCAAAGAAAAAGUGAACGAACCUGCUGCAAGAGCCAGCAGAGUGAAUUCUGAAGAAUCCCGUGACCGAACGCUGUCGCUGCUGUGUCGCCACGAGUGCGAACUCGGCGGAGCAACCGAUUCCCUAGAGGCUUGAUCAGCCCAAUAGUGAAGAUGAACCCAGCCGGACAACCGAGAUCGGUGAAGCGCUUGGCCAACAAGCGACGCCAGAUCAAGAUGAAGAUCGGGCUCCUUCAUUCCAGAAUGACCACCGAAGGAAACCAACUGCCAUCCAUCCCGGAGAUCAGGGUGUUCGCGAAGAACAUUACGGCCUACUACAGUGAGUUGGAUCAAGUGCUGCGAGAUGUUGAGGAGAGUGAUCUUUUUGCCGAUGAACGAGACGCCCACGAUUUGGAAUGCGCAGAGAUUGAGGGGCUACUCCAAGGAGCCAACCUCAAGAUCGUAGCCUUCAGUAGCGCACUGCCUUCCCAACCCGUUCAGGCCACUGUUCCUCAGCAGUGCCAGCACCAACCACCAGUGAGUACCGGAAAACUUGAAACAGACGAUCCACCUGUAGCAGAUGCCAACAGCAUGCCAGACAGAUCCCACCAACCGGAGAAACCCCCUGCAAUGCAUCACGGGAUAGAACCACCCGCCGAACCUGAAGUGGUUCGACACAAAGCCUCGGCAAGAGUUCGAGGUGACGUCACCGUGUCCGGCGAUUUGGGCGUAACUCUUACGCUGCGGUCAGAAGAGCGGAAACACGGCGACCUCGACGUUGGCUGGUGUCAGCCAGUGGAACUUGGUUCACUGCUACCAGCCGAGCAAGAACGAGAAGACGCUGAGUCCGGAUCGACACAAGCUGUUCCAAGGCCGGAGAUAGCUGGACUGGUCGACGAAGAUCCCCACAUCACACCAAACCAGGUAGUGAAGGGCGAGGAAGUACGCUCGCUGCAUUCAGCCGAAGCCGACGAAUUGAACGUCGAGGACCGAUCAAUCCCAAGCAGCACAGUGCCAGUCUGCACUGCCACAACCAUCCAAGGGGACUCAGCAAAGAAGCCAAGCAAUGAGAUGUUGACGUACAACAGCAGAACCAAGCUGUACAACGCUAGCGUCACACGAUCCGACCGUGAACGUGUAGCCAACCACGGAAAGGCUGUCUCCAAUAGCACCAACACCAAGGCCCGCUUGGUUUGGGACCCAGGUGUGUAGCCGAGAACUACUAUCCGCACCACCGCUCCUAACCAACGGCAGACGAUAACGACCAGAAGCUUGCUCAACUGGACGCAUACGAAACAGGAAACCGCCAACGAACGAACUGUAGCUUGACUAGCGGCCGACUCUCUUCUAGUGGAUUUGAUUUAGAAGCCGAGCCUUCAACCCGGGGGGAGAAUGUUCGGCACUUGCCGGAGUUUUUGGCCAGAUUUGCGCUAAAUCCACCCAGUGUGCGCGACACCACCCCUGCAGCGCUGACAGGACGGCGCUGCCAACCUUGACAGCAGUAAACAACGGCGCAAACGAGAAAGAAAGCGCGCGCAAAGGCAAGCGAAAAAGUGCGCGCGGCCAUUCGCACCGAGGAACACAAAGAGGAAACAAGUCGCUCUGUAAAUAGAUCGGAAAUAGAGAAGUUUUGUUGUUUAUUUGAAGUGCCGGGUGUUUUUUCUUGUGCGCGAAUCGGACGCUAGAAAAUCUUGGGUUUUACAGUCCGCUCAAGUCGAAGUAAGUUCCACCUCGCCCAUAAACCGUUGCCAGUUGCCGCAACAGUAUGUUAUUGCAAUAACAGAGCAAUAACAAUUUGAGUUAUUUUUCGAACAAAUCUUUGUUAUGGAAAUUUGUUAUUUUAACAACUAAUCCGAUCAUCCCAAAAACGGAUUUUGAUCUUCUCACAAUAUCAAAAACUGACCUUCCCAAGUUAUUUCCGUCUGCUCGGGAACAGUAAUGAAUUGGAAAAAUUAGACAAAAAAAAUAUAUCAAGAGCCUUGCUGACGCAUUUCAAUACUAACUGUUGAUUGUAGCUAGACUGUCCAAUUGAAAUGAAAAAUAAAUCACAGCACCAAUUAUCCAAUGGACCCGUGCCACAAUGCGAAUGCGCAAUUUUUAAUGGUUUUGUGCAAUUAAUUCAUUUAUUUAUUUUAACCAUUGCACUCUGUUUCGCGUGCCGUGCCAUGCCACCCCGUAAUGUUCAAUACACGGUGUGAUGCCCAUUUUUCCGCCCCGAAAACCGUUGAGAGUGUGGUACACCAAAGACAGCAGCAGCAACAAAAAAAAAGUCAACGGGAGGGACAUAAAUUUAUCGAUUGUCGCUGAUUUAUGCCCAAAUUUUAAAGCAUCUGUUCACUCUGCUGAUGUCCAGUCCAGUGCCGGGGCCGGGGCCUUCAAAUUUCCCAAAUGCACUUCCGUCUGCCGUCGGGGUUGGUUUGUCGGUUCCACGUUGAGGUCCGGGGCAGGUGAACGUUUUCCCAUUUUCUUGUGGACGACCGAGUUUCAAUAAUUUAAACGAAUCAACGAAAUGCAUUUGUAUAUUUGCGCUUUUUUCCGAAAUUUAUGUUCUGCACUGUUGUGGGUGUGUCCACUUUCCCUCCCAGUUGAGUACUUUUGUGUCGAUUUUUGUGGGUUUUGAAAAUGUUGCGAGGGGUGAUGAACCAACAAACGAGCGAAAACGACCAGUUUAUGCAGAAGCUUUUUUUUGGCAAAUGAUGGCACCGGUGCUCAGUAAUGAUGAUGGAAAUUUAUUCGCAUCAGAUUUAUUUCAUCAUGAAAUUUACUACCGUCUGUGAAAGUAGUGUCAGGCGAGCAUUAAAUUAUUUUUUUUUAAAUUAAUUAUCAAUUCGAUGAGUGCAACGCUUAAAUUGGUAAAUUUGCUACACUUUGAUGAAAAAUUCGCAUUUCGCAAUUUUCAGUGUAAGAACUGGCCUUUACUUAUCUUAUGCACUAGGUUCCCGACGAACACUCACUGCCCUUACACCUACAUCUCACCCCUGCUCUGAGUCAGUACUAGCAACACGCUUUGAGUGUUCCUGCCAGGAAUUUUACCGAUUACGCAAUUGAACUCGUUCCGGGGGCAGUACAUUGUUUUGGGUUUGAUAUAAGUAUUAGGAUGUAACAAUGUUUUUUUCAUGUAACAAAAAUGACUUUUUGGCCGGCAUUCAGGGGUUUUUUUUCCGGUGGGCAUACUGCCGUUCUACGUAUAAUUGUCCCAUGUCAGUUUUGGACGAUUUUGACUUUAUGACAUUUUUAAGUUUAGUUCAAAAAUCAAACCAUCCACAUUAACGACCCCCGGGUCUUUUGUGGUCUCUAGUGCAAGUUUCUGCUCGAACCUAGGAGUCCGAAGGCUUGAAUGGGGAGAGCAUCCAAACCUCUUUCUACUCCACCCCAGUGUUUGAACUGACGACCUUUGGAUUGCGAGUCCAACCGCCGCCAGCGAUUCCACCGGAGUAGGCUUGGUUUGGUGUGUUGUUUGUACUUAUGGCAUGGAGACGACUCCUACACCUGGAAUGACUUAACGGCCUAACAACAACCAAGGCCGGGACCGACAUUUUACUUCCUCAUCCGAUGGAAGGUUGGAGCAGAUGGGAAUCGAACCCAGAAUCAUCCGCUUACAAAGCGGACAGCGUAACCAUUCGGCCACGCACUGCUCCUUUAGUUUGAUGUGUACUUAAAGAAAAACACAAAAAAUCUGGUACUUUGUUAGGAGACUCAUUAAAAACAAUACCAAGUCUGUUUGUCCCAUCGUUAAACUUCUACGCAUAAUUGCCCCACUAUUACAAAGAGACGAGUUGUUCCUUUUAAUUCCGCUAUAUAUUUUUUAUAUCUUGAAAGAUACGUAUUUCGUCUACUACUUGCAAACCACAAUGUCCCACCAAGUAUUUUCUUACACGGAAUCAUUAGGAAGCACGGAAGCAUUAUGUCUUGUUUACCUGUUGUAUAGCAAGAAAAUCACAAAUAAGGGUGAUAAACUGCUAACUUGGGUGAUUAGGGACACAUACGGCGAAUAGGAACCCACGGGACAAUUGGGUACUAAAAUGGAGUUUAAAUUUGUGAUAUUAUUGCACAUAACGAUAAAGCUUAUUUUUCUGAGUACAAAUACCCUUUGAACGACCACAAAGGAUUUAAAAUGGAUUUUAAAUUGAAUUUUAAAAAAAUAACUUCAUGGUCCUUCUUGACAGAAAAGGUCCUACUUGACAGCUCGUUCCAAGGGGACCAUAGUUUAUCAAUCGAAAAAAUGUUGUCUUGUCAUUUUUUUUUGCAUUUAAAAUAAAAAAAAGUGAUUAGAAAUGGUUAUAAAUCGUGUUUUUUACCAUUGUACAUAAAAAAUUGACAUAGGGUUUUAGUACCCAAUUAUGCGUAGAAACACAGAAAUCGGUCAAAAAAUUUCAAUCGCGUUUUUUCAGUUGCACUUUUUUGAACAUGGGACAAUUAUGCGUAGAACGGCAGCAUACUGAGCCUUGUACUGAGCCCAAAUCCCAAAUAUUAGCUUGAUUGGACGAAACAGGAGAUGGCGCUUUGGAUUUGAAUUUAAAAUGGGAUUUUACUCGUAAAAAACCUUAAUAUCAAAAAUUUCCGAGUGACGUAGCCUAAUGACACGACGAGACACCCUUGGAUUUUGGGUGUCGUGAUCGGGGACUUUCUUUUAUAAUAAAAACACAGAUAGUUUGCAAUUAACAAACAACACGUCUUAUUCCACGCAAAUUAACCACAAAACUGAUUUGACAAUCUUCAUUCUCUCUUUCGCCAGCCGCGCGCAUCUCGUUGUUUUCUCGCUCGUUGUUCCCUCUCGCAGCUUGCUAGCGCGCUCUCGCACUCAAUGCGCAAUCAGCUAACAAGGCAAUAUUCAUGAAGGUGCGCACUUUUUUUUGCGCUCUAAACUCUUAUUUAUGAAUUAUAGCAAUCUUAUAAUAAAUACUCAUUUAAUAAUUUAUUACAUAUUCAAUCUUGCAACCCAUAAUCCCUACACUGGGUACCGUCAGUGGGGGUGACAUUGGGUCUGGGGGGUGAGAUUGGGUCAAAGUUAUUUUUUACGGAUUUUACCAUUUUUCAGGUUAUUCUCAAUGAAACUGAAUUCUGUUAAAGGGGUUGUGUAGGGGACAUCUUAAGAUGACUUCGCUGAAAAACUCUCGUUUCUAGAACAAAUCCUGUUAUUUUGGCAGAUGUUUAAAGUUGGGGUACGUUUUUGGCCAAAAAUGACCUCUCGAAAAAUCAUUUUUCUAAUAUUUUUGUUAGAAUUGCUCGAAAACUACCCAAAUGUUUGAAAAUCUCCACUUCAAACAUUGUAGCGUCCCGAGCAUGGGUAAAUAACAUGGGAAAUGCGUAAUAAUACCUUUUUCUGGUAUCUAUACCAAAUUUUGGUAUUCCUGGACCCUUUAAAAUUUGUCUUAAGGAUUAUGCAAGAGCAAAAUGUGCUAUCAUACCAAUUAAGGUAUUGUUUUGAUAUUGCAAAAUUGCAGAAUUUGUCAAUGGUCGAACACCACAUAUUGGUAUUCUUUUGGUAUUACAGUGUUUUAUCAAAUUCCUCUGAAACUAUAGGAAAAUUUUGACCAAUUUUGACAAAAUAAUUAAUUUUGCGCUAAAAUAAUGUCUCAAAGCGAAUGCUUUAAUUGAAAACCGGAAAUUUCAAACUUGAUUUUAAACAUUUUUGAUAUACCCCCUAAAUAAAUGACUUGAAAUUGUUGAAAAUUUUCUAAGUCAGGAUGGCACAUUUUGGUAUUAUUUUGGUAUUAAAGUGUUUUAUCAAAUUCCUCUGAAACUAUGGGAAAAUUUUGACCAAUUUUGACAAAAUAAUUAAUUUUGCACUAAAAUGAUGUCUCAAAGCGAAUGCUUUCAUUGAAAACCGGAAAUUUCAAACUUGAUUUUAAACAUUUUUGAUAUACCCCCUACAGAAAUGACUUGAAAUUGUGGAAAAUUUUCUAAGUCAGGAUGGCACAUUUUGGUAUUCUUUUGGUAUUACAGUGUUUUAUCAAUUUUCUCUGAAACUAUGGGAUUUUUUUUACCAAUUUGGACAAGAUAAUAAAUUUUGCGCUAAAAUGACUUGAAAAAAAACCAAAUACUUUGAAAAACGAGUCAAUCGAAAGAUUAUUGAAUUUUGGUUAAUUUCAAUCCAGUUUUAUUUUAAUAACACUUAUUUUUCAAUCUUGUUAUUUUUCAGAAUCUUCAAGAACUUCAUGCACAGGCUGUUCAUCAAUGACAAAUGCAUUCGGUGUGGUGAAGAAUAUCACUAAGAACAACAUGGAAUCAUCAGGUGAGUAGAUUUGGCUGUUGCAUAUGGAUCAUUUCCGUUUUUUCACUAACUGCAACUGCUGCACUAAAAAUGGUAUGAAAAUACCAAAUUUUGGUAUUACUUGUGCAAAUAUCAGCGACCAAAAUGUGAUCUUGGUUGCCCAGUAAUAGAUGGUAAAAUACCAUCAAAUCAUACCAAA